Messenger RNA from Drosophila subpulchrella, 2589 nucleotides. Its product is annotated as NECAP-like protein CG9132. NCBI's taxonomy places the organism in Eukaryota, Metazoa, Arthropoda, Insecta, Diptera, Drosophilidae. The record is from RefSeq and is a predicted model, not a curated record. Gene Ontology annotation, biological process: endocytosis. Gene Ontology annotation, cellular component: membrane; clathrin vesicle coat. The coding region runs from base 98 to 835 and encodes 245 amino acids. The transcript has 4 exons.
GUCGCUCGACGGUCACACUGGUUAAAAAGCUUAAAAAAAAACACUUGGCAAAAUUCAGAUAAUAAACAAAAUCAAAAAUAGUUGAAUUUCGAGGAAGAUGGAAUAUGAAAGUGUGCUGAUCGUGAAGCCGGAGGUGUUUAUCUACAAAAUACCGCCCCGUGCGAGCAAUCGAGGCUAUAGGGCGGCAGACUGGAACCUAAAGGAGCCCACCUGGACGGGCAGGAUGCGACUGGUGGCCAAGGGCACCGCCGUCAUCCUGAAGCUGGAGGACAAGACCAGUGGCGCCCUGUUCGCCAACUGCCCCAUCGACACAUAUCCCGGCGUGGCCAUCGAGGCGGUUUCCGACAGCUCCAGGUACUUUGUCAUCCGGGUGCAGGACGAUAAUGGGCGAUCGGCGUUCCUUGGCCUUGGAUUCGGCGAUCGAUCGGACUCCUUCGAUCUGAAUGUGGCGCUGCAGGAUCACUUCAAGUGGGUGAAGAACCAGGAGCAAAUCGAAAAGGAGAAGACGGAGCCCAAGCAGGAGCUGGAUCUCGGGUUCAAGGAGGGCGAGACCAUCAAGAUCAACAUGAGGAUAACGAAAAAGGACGGCUCCGAGGGACCCUCGCGCACUGGCAAGAACAAGGGCUCAUCAGGCGUCCUGCCUCCGCCGCCUGGCGGUCUCGGCAAGAUUGCACCACCACCGGCCGCCGCCGCAGUCACGACGGUACGGCAAAGUCCCGGCGUCUCGCCCGCCCACAGACCCGCCGCUGGAGGAUCCGAAUGGACCGACUAUGCAUCCGCCGGUGGCAACCAAGGACAACAGAACUCGGCCAAUGCCAACUGGGUGCAGUUCUAGAUAGACAUCCUCCUGUUCCUGCUGCUGCUGCGUCUCUACCCCCAGAACUUUAUGUUUAAGACUCUUCAGAUGUUUUUUUAUUCACCAUUUUUUGCAAGCUUAUUAUUUUCGUUUUAAAUACGACCAAAAGAUUGAACAGAUCAUUCAGCAUAGGCGUCACGCGUUAAAGUUAAAGUUUUUUAAUUAAAUUGAAAUUGUGUAUUAGUUUCCCCGUCCACCACUUGUCCUCUUCUCAUCUCCAAUUUUGCGUCCCGCUCUAAUUGGUGGAUAUAGAUGAAAGUGGGACAAGUUCUCAGUGGGCGGGGAUUGGUAGCAAACUAUUUAGCCUGGUUGUUAAUUGUAUAAAUGAAGAUAACGAUAAUUUGUAUGGAAACUAUUCUAAAAUGUAAUUUGUUAACGUCGAGAUAAUGCAAGUAAAAAUGCAAAUUAAGUUUAAAUCAAGUUAUAUACGAACACACGAACACUGCAAAAACUAAACUAAAGUGAAAUAUUCAAAUUUUGAGUACUUACACACGAACAUACACGCACGUGAAAGGACAUUCCGCAGUUGAGAGAUAGGACGCAUUACAUACCAAUUUAAUUUAUUGUUAACUCUCCAAAUACCCCCUGAUCAACUUGUUUCACACCUACCUUAAAUGGAAUACAUAAAGUUAUACAGAUCUAUCAACCUGUUCCCGUUUUCGACUUCCUUUAAAUCAUGUGAGAUCGAAAUUGGUUUAAUCAAAAAUAGAAAACACGAAUCGAUAUGCCAUAGAUCGUGAUUUGUUAGCCGUUUUACUAUGCCGAAUGCAAUGUAUCGAAAGUUCAAUUUACAAAUUAAAACAUAGUAAUUUCGAUCCCACAAAUCUUGAAAGAAUAGCAAUCGGGAACACGGUAAUAUAUUUUUUUUUCUGUUUAAAAGUGACACAUACAUGCAUAGCAAUUAAGUAAAUCAAAUGAAUUAUAUAUAAUAUACAAUAUGAAGAAAUAUCCAUAUGUAUUUAAUAAACCACAUAAUUGUAGAGAAGGAAAUCUUGCUAACUAUGAAUUGUUGUUUGAUCCCCAAGAAAUUGCCCCCACUCCCAAAUCAUUAUCCUACAACUAUGCUAGACGAAACUCUGUGUUCCGGUCACUUGCUUCUGUUGCUGUUGAAAGAUUAUCAAAAAUCAGAAAAACUAUAAAAAAAAAGGAGUUCUAUUUGUUCCAUAAAUGUUUAUAAUAAGAGCUGCAUCUGGCACACAUUUUCAUCGCUUUAUCUAUGAAACCCCUAUCACAUUUCUACUGGAGACAGCGGGUUUCGUAAUAUUUAAUAGGUAUCUUUGCUGUUUUUUUUUUUUGUAAUUUUCAUUUAUUUUUAAUGGAUGUAUAUCACAAACUAUGGUUAUUAUUUUUGAUUUUGGUAUAAAUAAAUGUUAUAUUCGGAAUUUCUAAUAGCCCAUCAUAAGUAUCUCAAAUAAAAUCGAUUUAUUCUAAUUAAAAACAGGUAUAUAUAUCCGAUUGAAAGCUUUAACCUUUUAAAAACUGAACUCUUCAGAAUUUAAGCGAAAACUUAUUUUUCAAAAUAUAACAUCCUUCGAUAAGAACGUUACUUAUAGUUGUGAAACGUGCUGUUUUCAUAGAUGGUGGAGAGUCCCAGAGCUCCAGUUUUUUUUCGUUGCUCAUUUGAGAUAACCUUCGAAAGUAACAUAUUCGCCAGCUUUGAGCAGUCAACAAACGAAACAUAAUUUACAUGAAAAUAAAAUUAUAUACACAUACAUAUAUAUAUAUACAAGAUA